Pipistrellus nathusii (Nathusius's pipistrelle) is the source of this 249-nucleotide messenger RNA. The record is from the annotation of a GenBank genome assembly. Lineage: Eukaryota; Metazoa; Chordata; Mammalia; Chiroptera; Vespertilionidae.
AUGCGGGAGAAUAUAACUACUGUGUCUUCCGGAACUUUGCCAAAACCUCAGAUGCGCGGCCUUCUGGCCAGGCACCUGAGAUUUCAUAUCGUUGGAGCCGUACUUGUCUCCCUGGGGGUUGCAGCUUCCUAUAAGUUUGGUGUAGCUGAACCAAGAAAGAAGGCAUAUGCAGAUUUCUACAGAAAUUACGAUUCCAUGAAAGAUUUUGAGGAGAUGAGGAAGGCUGGUAUAUUUCAGAGUACGAAGUGA